Molecule: messenger RNA, 720 nt
Organism: Symbiodinium necroappetens
Lineage: Eukaryota; Dinophyceae; Suessiales; Symbiodiniaceae
Source: the annotation of a GenBank genome assembly
AUGGUUUUCUUCAAGGACCGCUUCGGCUUUGGCAAGGAGCAUGCUUGCGUCUUCUACCUGUUGACCAAUGUGUCAACUUUGGUGUGUUCUGCAUGGGUCCCUGCCCUCUUGACGAAUUUCGGCGCGCUGCCGCUUUGCAUUGCCGGAACGGUUGGAGGUUCCGUGGCGUCGCUGCUGCUUGUGUUCGGCCCGACCGCCCUCUGGGUGCCGUAUGCUUUCGGCAUUACCAUGGUUGGCCUCUUCGGGACCAUGAUUGGCUUGGGCUUCAUGCACUUGGUGAGGGAGUAUUGCCCGGAGGAUCUGAUGGGUACUAUGUUUGGUCUACAGAGUUCUCUGAAUGGGGCCGCUGGUGCUUUGGCGCCGCCCUUUGGUGGUUGGCUGUACCGCCUGAAUAUUUUUCUGCCAUUCCUGUGUACGUCUGCCUCCUGCGCUCUUACCGGCCUGUUGUAUGAGACCGCUAUGCCAAAGUCGAAAAAGGAGGCCGUGACCAAGACUGAGAUCGUUGAGGCCGUGGUGCACCGGAAGGCAACGAAGAUGACUCGAAACUCCACCUUCGGCAGGCCCAUCUACCACGACAAGAGUUUCAUCAUACAGGUCUGUACCAACGAGCUCAGUAUCGGACUGAACCCCGAGAGCAUGUACUUCUACCAGCGCAUGCGGGAGCGUUUGAAAGAGGAGAAUGUGCGAGGGGGCAUGACCCUCUCUCAGGAUUUGGAUUAA